CCAAAUAUAAGCGAUAAAGUACCAUAGCUUCCGGAAACUUCAUGAGGGCCAAUAUCAUGAAUAUGAACAUCAUAUUUUUGAAAUGUGACGAGUAAGCCAUAGAGCACUAGUAAGGACUCCUGUCUUCUUUUUUAUUUACCCUCCUCCUUUCAAAGAAUAGGGGCAUAUUGCUUUGCACUUGUCGGUCGGUAGACCAUUGUCAGCUCAUUCACAUUCUGUUAGUAAAGAUACUGAGGUCACGUGGUCAAAGAUCAAAGGUCAAUCCAUUCUGAACAGCUGGCUAGGGGCUAGGUAUGGUGGCUGAGCUGCAGAAUGGUCUUCAUAUCAUACCAUGAUCUUAUCUAGAACAGCAAAAUCAUGGUACGGGCUCAGGAAAGAAAUAGCAUGCAUUUCAUUUGGUUAUCUGUAGUAUACAUAGGAACAUUAGUUUUGGGAAAUAAAUAUGAUCCCCAUUUGUUCCCCUCACGUGGACCAUUUUUUGAGGGAUGGUAUAUACGGUUAGUAGAUUCUUACAACGGCAACAGUUUAGGAUUACUCUUUGGACAAGUUCUACCAAGUCAAUCUAAUAGUUUUCAAAAGUAUCCGCCGGCUUUGUGCAGCAUCUUGGUGAGAGCUUGUUCUGUUACUGGAUGCAAGCUUGUAUCCUACGAUGCAGCGUUUAAUUCGUCUGACGUAAUAGUUAGAGUGAGAGGUGAACCAGUUCAUCAAAAUCCAGAUGACAUAUCGCCAGCUAACUUCACAUGGAGUGCUGAAAAUGCCGAAAACACCGUUUUCUUCCAGACAGAUGCUGUGCAAUCCUCAUUUCAAGUAAAACUUGGCAAUGUCUCUCUGUAUGGCAAGUUGUCUUCUCCGCUACCUUGGGGUCCAAAUGGCGAAGGACCAGGGGGAUGGGUGGAUAAACUCCCACUUCCGCUUCAUUGGUUUGUUUACAGCCUUCGUUCAGCAGUUGUUUCUUAUGAAUUCAAAAACGGUAAAGAAAUUGUGUAUCGAGGAAGACAAGGAACCGCUCACAUGGAGAAAAAUUGGGGUAAAUCGUUUCCAAAGGCAUGGAUAUGGUCGCAGGGAAUUUCUCCUAAUAAUGCAUCGUAUGCCAUUUCUGGUGGACCUGUUCAGAUAGGUCCACUUGCCGUCACAGCUUAUUUGUUUGGAUAUAGAAAUCCUUUGAAAGAUAUAUCCAUUGAUUUUCAUCCGUACGACAGUCGUGUUUCAGCACUAGAGGAUGGGUGUCGUGGAUUUGUAAAUGUUACGGCAAAAGGAUUGAUCCAUUCAGUGAAUUUAUAUGUAACAGCGGAUCUAACCUCUUUCAGUCAGUGUUUAUAUGGACCAGAAAGACAGGGUUUCCGACCAGUUUGUAAGGAGAGCUACGAAGCUUCGGCCGCUAUUUCUGUCUAUAGGUUUGACGAUCUUAUUGACAAGCAAUUCCUAACCAACGUUGCAUUAGAAUUUGGCGGAGAUCACGUUUGUGGCGGUUGUCCUUCACAUACUCGUUAACAUUCCACUAUCUGUAUUUCAUCGUGCUAAGAAGACAAAUUUUAUGAUUAGAUUUUCUUCACUAUGUACAGUGCAUUUAUGUAACCAAAUGGAAUUGCUGUAUAUCAGGAAAUUUUUUCGCACUGGAAAUGUUAGCUUUUUUGUUGAAUGGGGAAAAUUAACCAAAUCUAAAAGCACUUAUUUGUAUUCAUAGAAAUAAAUGAUAUUCUUGUUUUAAAUGAAA
Ostrea edulis (European flat oyster) is the source of this 1714-nucleotide messenger RNA. RefSeq lists its product as uncharacterized. The transcript is spliced from 2 exons. Gene Ontology annotation, molecular function: tocopherol cyclase activity. The record is from RefSeq and is a predicted model, not a curated record. Lineage: Eukaryota; Metazoa; Mollusca; Bivalvia; Ostreida; Ostreidae. The coding region runs from base 358 to 1491 and encodes 377 amino acids.